GCCUCCCACACACAACACUCCCCCUACACACUACACUGCUCCUACACGCGACACUGCUCCUACACACGACACUGCUCCUACACGUGACACUGCUCCUACACACUACACUCCUACACACUACACUGCUCCUACACACUACAACGCUCCGCUCCUACACACGACACUCCUACACUCCUGCACCACGCCCGUCACGGUGUUUGUGCGUUCACGUUGGGCACUCCACCAGCAGUGGAUAUCUCGAACAAGUCAGCCCACUUGUGCUUUGUGGGUUGGAACUCGUGCCUGCUGAAGUUCCCCACUCCCAGGAGGAAGGCCGCGUGACCGAUGGGAUGUUGUAGGACUUUUUUAAUGUGGAGGGGUACAGAUAUGCGAGGGACUCGUACUGUGUGUUUUUGUGUUACCGUCAUGUAAUCUACAAUGACGCGAAUUUGUAUUGUGAUGCACGCUAUAUGAAUCUGGUACAUUGGCAGCUUACACUGUGCUUGAUGAUAAUGGUGGUUUUCAUUGUGGUUUCGAAAGUUUAGCAUUCUGAUAAUGAUCAUUAAUGUUGCAAGGGUUAUGAAUUGCAAUGUCAGAAUCGUAUAGACUGCGGAAAAUCCGACCAAGUGCUGUGAAGCUCUUUAUCACGGAUGCCCAGCAAUGUGCCUCAAUCAUUGGGGCACUAAGGACCGUGAGAAUUACAUCCGUGCUCUCGGGUGUUGAACGAGUGGGGUGGGAUGUGGCACUGUUCAAAAGAGACUGAGAUGAGAACCUCUCGCCCUUCCGGUCCCACCAGUCUUCACGCUGCUGUACUCGCUGCACACAUUCCACAGUGGAAUAUUUUUUUGUGGUGUUUGUCAACCAUCUGUGACCCCCCCCACCCACCCACCCUACGCACGGCACGAGUGAACGGUGACCGCCAUGGCAUGAACUAGCACGUGGUGGUUGGUGGUGGUGAUAAUGACGAUGCUCGACGGCUUUGUGUGUGUCUGUAAGCCAUCGCGUGAGCAGGCCAAGACCAUCGGGCUCACUUAACCCACAAGCGGCCACCACCACCGCCCGUGGUUGUCAUCACAGAAUUGUAACAACGAAAGAGAUAUCGGCAGGGCCUUCCCGUCCGUGACCUUCCCGUCCGUGACCUUCUGACACCGAUCGGUGAGAAGGAGGCAAUGCCGUGUCCGCUGGGGGUCGGGGGUCCGGCGCACGAAGCCGACCAGGUGACGCUGCCCUACGCGUCCGUGCAGCGCCACCUCGUGGGCGAGCUGGUGCCGUGCCUGCGCCUGACGGCGGGCGCACGAGACCUGCUGCGCGUGGCGUGCACGCGCUUCGUGCGCCACGUGUCCAGCGAGGCGAACACGGCGUGCGCCCAUGCGCAGCGCAAGACCAUCUCCCCUGAGCACGUCAUCCAGGCACUGGAGCGCCUGGGUCUGGCGGGCAGCAUGGGCGAGCUGCGCGCGUGUCACGCCGAGUUCCGUGCGCUGGCGCUGUCUCGCCGCCGCCGCGCCACCCGUCGCCUCGAGGCGCUUGGCGUGCCGGAGCCGGAGCUGCUGCGCCAGCAGCAGGCGCUCAUUGAGCAGGCGAGGCGCGAGCUGUUACCCCCCACACCCCCUCCCCCCCGGACCCUUUCCCCCGCAACGCGCGUGCAGUCCCAUCACCGUCGUUUACGCUCGAGUAUUUAGCACGUUGUGCCGAGUGGCACUCGGUCGCGUGCACAAUGCGCGUGAUGCUACUGUGCGAGGAGGUACACUAAUAAAGCAAACGAGAAGCAACCUCCUCUGUUUUAUUAGCAGCGUCAUGGCGCUCACGUUGGCGUGAAUGCGGUCGUGUUAGCAUGGAGCUGCAUGUGCAACACGAGUGUGUGUGCUAACCCUUUCCCGUUCCGAGGCGACUGCAGGUUGCAGGCUGGGAUGUCCCGUUCACUGGUAAAUCUCGGAACGCGUAAGCGGUUGGUUUUAUUUGGAGAGGCGGCGUAGCGCCGUUGUUUUUCAAGACAUUGUAGUCACCGUAGAGAACUGUAGCGACACGACCGCACUCUACAAUCGCUGGCGCCAAACUGUGCCACACGCCCUCCCGCAUGGCCUUGUGGAAGCUUCGAUACCGAUAAAAGUUCUUUCAUCUUCGUUUUUCUUCUGGUUACGUACAUGAUGACGUACUUGUACGCCAUCGGAAUGGGCAAGCGGCUGACGCCGUUAUCACAGCACCAGGAGCACAGAACUCUCCUUUAGCCGCAAACGCUCAUGUUUCAGAAUGUUGUGAUCAAAACAGCAAACGUUAACGGUGUAAAGGAGUACACGGCAAAGUGGAACCGUGCUCUUUAUGAAGCCAACCCACACCACGACGCUUCGAGCAAGCAGAAUCGCAAAGGCACAUUUAGUCCUCGGACCUAAGAGUUCUCAACCCAUUCCUCUCUCCUGACCAAUGCCACUUGAAUCUCCCCAAGGGGUUUUGUUUUAGCGGACCCCAGUUUUACCAAUUUAAUUUCCCCAGGGUUUUGUACUCUUCACCUUCCCUGGCAAAUCAAAAGGUGAGCGGCCUCGCACUACGCAAAUCGGGCAAACGCUCGUUGCAAGCUCGUGUAAACCUGGCGCUUCGCAAGCCCCUGUCCGUGACAGCGGGCGAUGGGGAAAAUGCUCCGCAUUUUAAAUGAUCAGUCGUUAACCUGUCGUGGGCUGGAGUGUUCUCAUUAUUAACCAAUUGGGUAAGGUUUGUGUGAGCGAUUUAUAUGGAGCUCAUAUUUGUCUACUCAAAAUUCGCCGUAUGCAGUUUGAAUUUACUCAUAUGCGGCUAUGCGGUCUGACGUGGUACAACAUUGUCUGGACUGAAUGUGCUACCCAGCAGGCUAUGCGGUCAGACGUGGUACAACAUUGUGUGGACUGAAUGUGCUACCCAGCAGGCUAUGCGGUCUGACGUGGUACAACAUUGUGUGGACUGAAUGUGCUACCCAGCAGGCUGUGCGGUUGGACGUGGUACAACAUUGUGUGGACUGAAUGUGCUACCCAGCAGGCUGUGCGGUUGGACGUGGUACAACAUUGUGUGGACUGAAUGUGCUACCCAGCAGGCUAUGCGGUUGGAUGUGGGACAACAUUGUGUGCUCUAUGUACUGUGUGUACCAUAUUCUACUACUCUGCACGCAGCGGUCAUCGUGCGGUUUCGCUUUGUGCGCCGUUUUAUUGGAAGGCAUUUACCGGAUGAAGCGAGGGAAGCCUGCACUCGGGUACUGGGCGAUUCUGGCUGGGUGGCGUUGCGUCUUGGCACCCUAUUCACAAUUAGAACGGCAUGAGUUUAAAUCUCAGCUGAGGGUAAAUUCAGCCAAUCAUCCCUCUGGGAGUUAAUACAUUCAGUGAUUCUUCGUGUUUUUUCGUGAGAAUUCAAGGUGGUUGUUAUCCAGCGGGCUGGUCCAUACCGUAUACCUGGUAAACAUGGAACAUUAGGCUGACGUUUGGCGAUCGUUUGUCCAACAGUUCCAACCACAUGCCAAUGUUUGCCCAACGUUAAUAUUUACUGGGUGAAUGACAUUUUCCCUGCCAGCUCAGGACUGCCAAUGAGUUGGAUGAGCUGUGUACAGACGUGUUUUGAAGGGUUUUUUUUUUAAAUAAUCCUUGGAACAUUGAUUUAUAAUCCCUGGAACAUUGAUGCAACAAGUGCAUUGACCUUCAAGUUGACCAUGCAUAAUGAUAAUUGUUUGAGCAAGGUCAGUUAAUCCAAUGCAGGCCAUGGACUUGUGCGUGCCUGAGUGUGCUCAUGCCAUGGACUCGUGUGUAUGUUGAACUUCUUUCGCACCGUACAUAGCCAACCGUGCUAAUUGGAGGUGCAGGGAACUUGUG
Messenger RNA from Petromyzon marinus (sea lamprey), 3803 nucleotides. The record is from RefSeq and is a predicted model, not a curated record. NCBI's taxonomy places the organism in Eukaryota, Metazoa, Chordata, Hyperoartia, Petromyzontiformes, Petromyzontidae.